CAUUUUGAACAAACAUCCUUCCAAACUAGUUGUCAAAAGAUUUUUUUCUUCCUUGGGAUCAUAUAUACAGAUACAAGAUAGUUUGGUUCGUUUCAAUAUCCAGGACAUCCGCCUUCCUCCCUUUCCCUGCCAGGUAGAUAAAACUACAAAUACACUGCUUUACAACAGCAGUGGCCUGAGUAUGUUCAGCAGAAGAGGCUAUAUCCCAGAAGAUGAGGACAGAAGUGAUAGAAGGCAACAAUACCAAACCUAGUGCUCCUCUCCUGGCCCAACGAUACCCAAGAAUGGUCACGAAAGAUGGACACAGCACACUACAAAUGGAUGGUGCCCAUGGGAAAGGCCUGGCAUACCUAAAAGAUGCUUGGGGAAUCCUUAUGGAUAUGCGCUGGAGAUGGAUGAUGCUGGUAUUUUCUGCUUCUUUUGUCCUCCACUGGCUUGUCUUUGCAGUUCUCUGGUACCUACUAGCAGAAAUGAAUGGGGAUCUGGAGAUCGAUCAUGAUUCUCCACCUGAGAACCACACUAUUUGUGUAAAGUAUAUCACAAGCUUUACAGCUGCUUUUUCCUUCUCAUUGGAGACACAGCUCACUAUUGGUUACGGCACAAUGUUCCCAAGUGGAGACUGUCCAAGUGCAAUUGCCCUACUUGCUAUACAAAUGGUACUGGGUCUGAUGCUGGAGGCCUUCAUCACAGGUGCAUUUGUAGCAAAAAUUGCCCGUCCAAAGAAUCGAGCUCUCUCCAUCCGGUUCACUUAUUCUGCUGUAGUGACACACAAAGAAGGAAAGCCAUAUCUAAUGUUCCAAGUGGCCAAUACUCGCCCAAGCCCACUCACCAGUGUUCGGAUUUCUGCAGUUCUUUAUGAAGAACAAGAAAAUGGUCAGCUGCAUCAAACCAGUGUGGAUUUUCAUCUAGACAGCAUCACUUCAGAAGAGUGCCCUUUCUUUAUCUUUCCUUUAACCUAUUAUCAUCCCAUAACUCCAUCUAGCCCUCUAGCCAUUCUCCUACAAAGGGAGGCUCAUCAACAUUUUGAGCUAGUAGUCUUCCUUUCUGCCACACAAGAGGGCACUGGAGAAACAUGCCAGAGGAGGACAUCCUAUCUUCCAUCAGAGAUCAUAUUACACCACCAUUUUGCCUCCAUGUUGGUUCGAGGUGCUAAAGGGGAAUAUCAGAUCAAGAUGGAGAAUUUUGACAAGACAAUCCCAGAACUUCCAGCUGCAGACUCUAAAAGUUCAAAGAGGACUGACAUGGAGAUCCGCAUCAAUGGGCAGCACAUUGACAGCUUCCAGAUCUGUGAGACUCAUCUGACUGAAUAGACUUUGAAUGUGAUGCCAGCUUGUUUUCGUUUUCAACAAUUGGAUUAGACUACCACGCCAUUGUUUUCACUUUCCUCUCUAUUUUAUUGUGCUCUUUUUGUUCUUUCAAUAUCUUUGACUUCAGAACAGUGCGCAGAAUAAAGA
Lacerta agilis (Sand lizard) is the source of this 1454-nucleotide messenger RNA. RefSeq names its product potassium inwardly rectifying channel subfamily J member 13 (gene KCNJ13). The coding region runs from base 213 to 1310 and encodes 365 amino acids. Lineage: Eukaryota; Metazoa; Chordata; Lepidosauria; Squamata; Lacertidae. Gene Ontology annotation, biological process: regulation of monoatomic ion transmembrane transport; potassium ion import across plasma membrane. The record is from RefSeq and is a predicted model, not a curated record. Gene Ontology annotation, molecular function: inward rectifier potassium channel activity. The transcript has 4 exons. Gene Ontology annotation, cellular component: plasma membrane.